This is a messenger RNA of Fundulus heteroclitus (mummichog), 3249 nucleotides long. RefSeq names its product netrin 5 (gene ntn5). Gene Ontology annotation, molecular function: protein binding. The coding region runs from base 243 to 2756 and encodes 837 amino acids. NCBI's taxonomy places the organism in Eukaryota, Metazoa, Chordata, Actinopteri, Cyprinodontiformes, Fundulidae. The record is from RefSeq and is a predicted model, not a curated record. The transcript is spliced from 8 exons.
CGGGUUGCCCCCCUCUCCUCGCUCGGUGCGCUCCUCUCCUGCAAAGUGCGCACACUUUGCUGCGCCGCUCUCGGUGAUCAGGAGGCGCCGCCGGAGCAGAGGGAGAAGGAGAAUAAAAAAAAGCUGGAGACGCACAUGUUCCUUCUCCUUUUUCUCAUGUCCUCUCCUCUGCACCGUGACAGCGCCCACUGCUCACGCCCGGGCCUCUCAGAGCCUCCACAGCCAACCAAGGGCUCGAUGACAUGAUGACCCGCCCCCGUUCCCUUUCCCCCUCCAUCUCUCUCAUUCCUGUUCUCCUCCGACUCCUCCUCCUCCCUCCUUCUCUCGUCUCCUCUUCCUUCUCCAACACCCCGUUGAGCUGGACGUCGCCUCACGAGCCCUGCUACCACCCAGAUGGCCGUCCUCGACACUGCCUGUCAGAGUUCAUCAAUGCCGCGUACGGGGUCCCGGUCAAUGUCACCCACUCCGUGCACGGGCCCGACAAUAACCCCAACAUCACCACGCUCACGGACCUGCACAACCCGCACAACCUGACCUGCUGGAGGGCUCGUGGAGGCGCCGACGCGGGCGACUGGGUCUUCACCCUACCUCUUGGCCGCCGCUUUGAGAUCACCUACAUCAGUUUGCAGUUCUGCAGCCAGGGGGAGCUCUCUGACCCCAUUUCCAUCUCCUUCCUCAAAUCCAUGGACCACGGGCGUACCUGGAGGCCAAUGCAGCACUACUCCAGCAACUGCCUGGAGGACUUCAAGCAACCCGCUCAGACCAUCGCCCAAACGAGACACCAAGAGACAGAGCCCCUCUGCUCAGACCCUCGGCCCUUGCAGCGGCAGCGGGGCGGCACCGUGCUUGCCUUCUCCACUCUGGAUGGUCGCCCGUCCUCUCCUGACUUUGAUUACAGCCCCACCCUCCAGGACUGGGUCACAGCCACGGACAUCCGGGUGAUCUUCCACAGACCCUCCAACAACGCGAAGGUGGUCAACAAAAUGGAAGAAACCGAACGGUAUGACGGCGUGCACGACGCGAAACGAACCGGGGUCCUGAAGUGGAGAGCGGACAUAAAGAGUGACACUGGAGAUCAGGUGGACAAGUUAAGGGAUAAUACACUGGCUUUUUUUGACAGGGACAGAAAAAACUCAGAUAAGAUAAGCAGGGAGAGUAAAGAGGAGCGGCUAGACAAGCAGCGUAGGAAGGACCAUCGCAAAGGUUCAGGUCACGGUCAAGAUGGCCACAAUGUGACCAGCAAGGAAGGCGAAGACACCUUUGGCACAGACUUACUCGCUUCGCCAAAGAAAGGGGGCAAAACCAGAAAGCGGAACCGCAACAAGGAAAACAAUUUUUGGGCCCCUUGCCCAAACGGAGGCUGUACCUGGACGGUCGAGGGGCGGAGCAGGAGCAACAGCGGACGAGAACUGAGGAAGAGGAGGAACAACAACCCCAGCACAAGACAAAACUUGAGGAUUCCCUCCGGCAUGGUCGUCCCUGUCCGAGCUCCUCCACUGGCCAUUUCCGACCUGCAAGUCGGAGGGAGGUGCAAAUGUAACGGACACGCUUCCAGGUGCCGGCGCGACGACGCUGGUCGCACUGUGUGUGUGUGCGAGCACCACACAACGGGCCCGGACUGUGACGUGUGUGAGGACUUCUAUGUUGACAGGCCGUGGCAUCGCGCCACGCCCACUCACCCAAACCCCUGUGUUGCCUGCGAGUGUAACGGCCACUCAAACAAAUGCCGCUUCAGCAUGGAGGUGUUCCAGCAGUCGGGCAGGAAGAGCGGAGGAGUGUGCCUGAAGUGUCGGCACCACACGGCCGGGCGCCACUGCCAGUACUGCCAGAACGGAUACACCCGCAAUACCAACAAACCGCUCAACCACCGCGAGGCCUGUCAACGUCAGUCACUAUACGGUUUUUCAUGUCAGUGCCACCCUCUGGGAGCUGUGGGCCGCUGGUGCAACCAAACAUCGGGUCAGUGUCUGUGUCGAGAAGGAGUGACCGGCCUCCGAUGCAACCGCUGUGCUCCGGGAUACAAACAGGGCAAGUCCACUCUGCGGCCCUGCAUACGAAUUCAGGAGGUCGCUCCAACCCCAGUGUACCAGCCUCAGUACAGCAUAGCGGAGGAGUGUGUGUCCUACUGCCAGCCCUCUGAGGUGAAAGUCCGGAUGAACCUGGAGACCUACUGUCUCAAGGAUUACGUGCUAAAGGUGCAAGUGAGAGGGAUGGAGCGUUCAGGUCCCUGGUGGCAGUUCUCCAUCGCAGUACAAACCGUCUUCCGGACAGGCUCCACCUCCCGUGUCCGGAGGGGCCCCCAGUCCCUCUGGGUUCCCGACCGUGACCUCAGCUGCGGCUGCCCCCCCCUCCAAGUGGGCCGGACAUUCCUCCUCAUCGGCGCAGAGGAAGGGGAGCGGAGUUGGGCUCCGGAGGAGAGUCGGCUGGUGGCGGACCGCUCCACACUGGCCCUCCAGUGGCGGGAACACUGGAGUCCCAAGCUCAGGGGCUUCCGGGGGCAGGACAAGAGGGGCCGCUGUCCCCCAAAAUCCCCACACAGCCACCACCCCCGGGGCAGGGAGCACACAAAGACACGUUCUGCAUACAUCCCCCCUCACCUGUUGACUGAGACAGACGGCGGCCCUCGCAGUGACAGAAAACAGUCCGUGAACUUGGACGAGCCUCGGACCGGCACAGACAUUACACCCGCGGAGACAACACCUUCUUCUUCUUCUUCUUCCACCCCUCCUCUGGCGUGUUCAACUCCAAACCCUUAAUAAAACAACAAUUUACAACUACAGAGAAAUUAUUUAAAGGCAAAGACGGUUAUCGUUCAGGGUUUUUUUGUCACUCUGUUGAAGGUUUUAGUAGAAAGUUUGGACUUAUUCGUCCAUUUUGACGAAAACCCAGAGGAACAUCCCUCCACAUAAAACACAUCUGGUUUAGCUUUCAACUGCUGCUGCUGCUCUGUGAAUUUACUGGAGGACCUGUCAUGCUCCAGUCCUGCACAAAAUUACUAAAGUUCAUCGACGACUAAAGCUUUCCCCCAACAAGAAUGAUUUUUUUUAACCCAUUACAAAAUAAACACUGAAAACUUAUGCUGUAUAUUUUCUUGCAAAUUCCAUUGUUUUUAAUCAGAUUUUAUUUAUUUGCAUUUAAGAGAAAUCUGGGCAUAAAACAGAAUAACUAGUUUUUUUUGGGAGGGAUCGUCAUGAUUCGAAUUAGAAGCCUGUCCUCCUAAAGGCUGAUAAAAUAAACAUUUUGUUUCAA